CUGAGGUCUCUUUGUUCAGCAACACUCCCUAGGACCUGACCAUUAAGUGUAUAAGUCCUGCUAGCAAACUCAGCCAUGAUUGAGGGAUAAUCCUCUUGUCUCCGAGUCAAUAUUGACCAAGUCUGGGCUGACGCUCUGCUGCAGGACCGGAGUGCGGUACUGUUGUAAGAACCACCUUUUGGGUGAAAAAUGACAAUGGCGCCGGAAUUCUCUUCUGACGGGUUUAAGGUCACUAAAACAGACCAAAUGCACAUUACCCCAAUUGUGGGAUCUUGCCCGUGCUCAGAUUGGUUGGUGUGCUUCCUCCAACACAACAAUGACUUCAAUGGCACACUGGGACCUCUCGAGGUCAUGGAAGCCACUGAGGUUUCUUCCUACACUUUCCAUCCGACCUAGUGAGCAUAAGGAAGUUUUCUGCUCUUCGGCAAAGUGAAAAGGCAAACCCAGAAUGAAAUGGCUACAUCGAAUAAAUCAACGCAAAUGGAAUUAAACUUCAAAAACGGUGCAUUAAAUAACGCUGAAAAUGCUCGGUCUGAUCUGUGCGUUGCCAGUGUGUCUCUGAGGAUAGUCCUGAGUCCAAAUAUGGCAAGGAGUGGCAUUGGGGAAGGCAGCCUGACUCCCAGGAGCGAGCGGAAUCAAUCAGCUGCUGAUUAACCUGCAGAGACACCACCGAAUGACAGCUCCAUCAUUGCUCACCCCCUUGUUUCCUGCCACGUCAGGGCUGCUGCUACUGUGUGUGUUUCACACUCGCGUAUAAAAAGCCCCUGAAAGUGUGAGAGCGAGCUGAGAUCUCCAACUGGCUCCAGGCAAGGAAGAAAGUUCCGGGGUGAUUUCAGGACUUGCCGGUGGGCUGGAGACGGCAGGGCGGCUGGGAAGAUGGGCUGUGUGUGUUUUUGGAUGGACUGGGAGCGGAGGCCAUCCCCGAGUGACCUCACCCGGGGAGAGUUAAGCGGCGAGUUUGGGAUCUGACUGUGCUGGCCAGUUGCUGAGUCUGUUGCUUAGCUCCGGGAGGAGAAUAUGUUGAUGCAUGUGGGAGUGUGCUGCCUAAGGUUGCAGCCUGGCUUGUUUGCUAAACGGCCCGCUCACCCUCUGGACCUUUGGAGAGAAUUUGCAGCGACCCGGGCAGCUGGGGGGGCUCGACCUCUUGGAUAGCCCCAGCUAGAGGGGCCGAAAGCUCUCGGACGGCCGGCCGGGACCUCUCCAGCAGCGAGGGGAGGGAGAGGCGGAGAGGGACAGUGUUGGUUUCAGUCGGAGCUGGGAGAGCGCAGCCCCGAUGCUGUGGGUAAUGUCCGAGUUAACGAUGGAGAUGAACGACAGCGUGUUGAGUCAUCUCCGGCGCCCGGGCACCCUCGCCAAGCCGCUGAUGAGGAGCAGCUCUCCGGACCCCCAGGUUAGCCCGUGUCCCAGCCCGGCUGCCCCCUCCAGCUCUCCCCAGGCUAACAGCACUACCGACUGCGGCCAGCAGAUCCUGCAGCCGUACGGAGACACUGAGAAGGUGAUCAUUGGGGCCAUUCUGUCCAUCAUCACCCUGCUGACCGUGUCCGGCAACUGCCUGGUCAUGAUCUCCGUCUGCUUCGUGAAGAAGCUCCGGCAGCCUUCCAACUACCUGAUCGUCUCGCUGGCCCUGGCCGACCUCUCGGUGGCGGUGGCCGUGAUGCCGUUUGUCAUCGUCACCGACCUGAUCGGCGGCCAAUGGAUCUUCGGGCAGCUCUUCUGCAAUGUCUUCAUCGCCAUGGACGUGAUGUGCUGCACCGCUUCCAUCAUGACCCUGUGUGUGAUCAGCAUCGACAGGUAUUUGGGAAUAACAAGACCAUUGACGUAUCCGGUCAGACAGAAUGGGAAAGGCAUGGCUAAAAUGAUCCUUUGUGUGUGGCUGCUGGCUGCAUCCAUCACACUGCCACCUCUGUUUGGCUGGGCCAAGAACAUCAAUGACGGCAAGGUCUGCCUGAUCAGCCAAGACUUUGGUUACACCAUUUACUCUACAGCAGUGGCAUUCUAUAUCCCAAUGUCAGUCAUGCUGCUUAUGUACCAUCAGAUUUUCAAGACUGCUAAGAGGAGCGCUGCUAAACAUACAUUUGCGGGCUUCCCUCGGCCAGGUGACAAACGCAUGAGUGAAGCCGCAAAAAUAGGAGUGAAACCACGCAAGGAAUCAGAAGAAUGCACCCACUUUGCCCGACUUCUGAAAAAUGACAGGAAGAAUAUGUCAAUUUUCAAAAGGGAGCAGAAAGCUGCGACGACCCUAGGCAUUGUGGUCGGGGCAUUCACUGUGUGCUGGCUGCCGUUUUUCAUACUAUCUACUGCAAGACCUUUCAUCUGUGGCACUGAGUGCAGCUGUAUACCCCUUUGGUUGGAGAGAACGAUCAUGUGGUUUGGCUACACAAAUUCUCUGCUGAACCCAUUCAUUUAUGCACUAUUCAACAGAGACCUGCGGACAACCUAUCACAAUCUGCUGAGGUGCAGGGAGAAAUAAAUUCCAUAAUCAUGCGAUCCCAUGGCAAUGUGACAGGAUGUUUUACAGGCUUUCUCAAGUAUCCCCAGAAUUCUUCAGAAACAAUCACGGUUUUAUAAGCUACUGCAUUAUAUGAUGGAUACCUAUCAUUUGAAGAAUGGAAACCCUUCAAGAUAGCUGAUCUCAGCAAAAUAGAAGAUUAUUCCAUACAUUUCCAUGAGUUAAGUUGUUUUGUAUCUGGCUUUGUGCUCCCCUUCUUGUGAUGUAAGUUGUAUGAAAUGUGAAUAUCAAAAUGUGAAUUGCAGAAUAUAUGUUCAUGUUGGAUUUUGUCUUUGCUGAUCAAUGUUUAAUAUAUAUCACAUACUGCAAUGCAAUUUACAGAUGGACAAAUUAUUCUAUGUUCAAGAUUAUGUAGCCACCAACAACAAAUUGUAUUUGAGGUGGAACUGAAUGCUCCCACAAGAAAAAAAUUCCUUAUUUUUAGGAUAUGGUUUAUGAAGGUAUUAGGCAGGCACGUAAAAGGUAUGACUCCAUGCUCGCACUCCCUCCAAGCUGCUCAAGUGCAUGACUGUGGUACAAUCAUGGCAACAGGCUGCUCACAAGCUGGCCCCCUUAAGGUACUGAGUGUGCAGCUGCACAACAAAUACAAAGCUACACUGAAAUAACCAGGCUGUGCAUAACAAGGAAAAUUUAGGGGGGCUAUUGCCGAUCAUUGAUCAUUGUCAUGCGACAGCAGAUCAUGAAGAAACAGGUUUUCCACACUUUUUGACAGUUUCUUCUGAUUAGGCUUUGUUACAGCAAACCUGUUGUUCAUGACUGUAUUUGCUAUUCAUUGUAUUUACACAGGAAUAAUUGUUGCUUGAAAUUGCAGUUUAUGUGAAGUAUUUUUCCCAAGAAUAAUCCAUUAAAUCAACUAUUGCAAGCACAGUUUCUUCUCAUUAAACUGCCAAUGAUUAAUCCAGAUACCAUUCUGCACUGAGGCUUAGCUAAUUGUUUGCCUUCAGAACAUCUUGGGAUAUUCAGGAGAUUGAACAUGAUGCCCAGGUCUGAAUCGUAACAAAAUCACUGUUAUACCGACCUUGUGAUAUUUAUUUUUUGUAAAUAUAUGGAAUACUUAAAAUCCUGGAUUUAAAAGAGAUUAGAAAACAAAAUGCCUGAUUUAACCCAAACGACACAUGGUUUUGUGAUAUUGAUUGUAGUCAAAAGACAUACUCAUGAAGAGUCUGUAAGCAUUAGGAAUGUAACUGAAACAUUAAAGACGAUGUCCACAAGUUUUGUGUUUUGACUUGCAUGGCUUACCUUGUUUUAAUUGCUCCUGUUGGGAUGGACAUUAAAUCAAAGAUGAGAGGGAUGAGUGGUACUAGUUCAAAGUCAGAAACUGCAGAACAACAAGGGUCCCAAAUGGUCUGCUGAAGUUAGAAAUACUUUUUGUCAUUGUUUCCUGGGUGUGACCAGCCAGAUUGAGAUGUGUCAAGAGGAUACAGUUUAUACUGCCAGGUACAGCCUUUUGAGUGAAGACAAGGAAGGAUGAGAUCUGUGAUGCCAGGUGGUUAGGGUUCCAGGGAAGAUCAUGGUCCAGCUUUGUGUAAAAUUACAGAGCUGGCGAUGAUCAGGGUUCACAGCUAGGCAGCACUGGGGAGACAGGGAUUGGAAUGGACAUGCUGGUAGCCAGGGGAAGACCAGAAGCUAGAAGAUCAGGAGAAAUUGGAAAAGGAACAAGGUGAGAGAUUGGAAACCAUAUGGAGGGGUUUGUAAAAAUGGAGAUGAGAGAUCACAAUGCUCAGGAAGGUGAAUCAGGAUCAGUGGCCAUCUAGAGCAGGUUGGUAAGGUAGCUACAGGGCCUUGGUGAAAUUGAUGUAUCAGCAGAUAUGUGGUAUUGCACUGAUCUCCUGGAUCCAGGAACUGUCAGUUCCUUUCACCUGUAUUCUGUCGAAGAAAACACCACUGAUUUGAGUUACAGUUAAAAUAAUUGCUGAAUAGUACACACACUCACAUUAUGCACAUUACAAAUGCACCAGCAGGUUCAGGAACAGCUUCUUCC
This is a messenger RNA of Chiloscyllium plagiosum (whitespotted bambooshark), 4490 nucleotides long. RefSeq names its product 5-hydroxytryptamine receptor 7 (gene htr7). NCBI's taxonomy places the organism in Eukaryota, Metazoa, Chordata, Chondrichthyes, Orectolobiformes, Hemiscylliidae. Gene Ontology annotation, cellular component: plasma membrane. The record is from RefSeq and is a predicted model, not a curated record. Gene Ontology annotation, biological process: adenylate cyclase-activating adrenergic receptor signaling pathway; smooth muscle contraction; vasoconstriction. Gene Ontology annotation, molecular function: G protein-coupled serotonin receptor activity.